This is a messenger RNA of Cetraspora pellucida, 3165 nucleotides long. Lineage: Eukaryota; Fungi; Glomeromycota; Glomeromycetes; Diversisporales; Gigasporaceae. The record is from the annotation of a GenBank genome assembly.
AUGAUAGCAACGUACCAACACAAUCAGCCAACUUCUUUUGCACAUCAACGUCAAAGUUCCGAAACUUUUGAGGAUAUCAAGAGUAAUAACUCGACAAAUUUUGGAAUUAACAUUGUAAAAAAUUGUGACAGUCCAUAUAACAACCGUGCCAUUCAAGCAAGCUUGAGCGAACAACCUCCACAACAACACGUUCAAUCUUCCACUGGUUCACGACAACAAACUUUUGGCUCCUUAACGACAAAAACAUUUAAUAAUAAUUCUCGAACGUCUUCAUUAUCAACGUCUAAUACGACAACAAAUUGUAACAACUUUACCAAUACUCAAAUCUUUACAACGGCCUCAACAACGGAGCAACAUCAAUUUUCUUUUGCAAAUUCUCGCAGUGGCAACGGCAAUAACCGUCAAAAUUCCAACAAUGGUAAAAUUAUAAAUAUGGGUCAUAACGUUGAUGGUUGGAAUUAUAAAGAAUUUAAUGAUAUUCCAAAAAAUUCUGCAAAAGAAGAAGAUUCAUCGAAAUUAAAAUUUGGUCAUAUUCUUCUUGAACAAGCUCUAUUUCCUCCAAAAAAGUCUUGUUGUGUUGAUAAUAAUGAAGAUAAGGAUGAUGAUUCGAAAAAAGAUCCUUUGGGGGCUUCAGUUUGGCGCCUUUAUACAAAAGCUAAAGAUGCUUUACCUAAUGGAAUUCGUGCCGAAAAUAUUACUUGGAGAAUGAUGUAUUUAGCUUUAAAAAAAAAAAAAAAUUCUGAACAGACUUUAAUUAAACAUGAAUCGUUUGAUAAUGACCCUCCUCAUAUGUCUGUUUCAACAAAUAAUUCUUCCAUGUUGGAUGAUGUUUUUUCAAGUAAUAUUAGACAAUCUAAAAAUUCCGUUACCUCUUCUAAAACAUCAAUUAUUAAUGAUACUUCUGUUCAAGAAAAGAACAGAAAUUGCUUGAAAGAUGCCGACAAUCAUGUUGAAACUACGUUAUUAAGUUUAGAUAUGGAUGUGGAUGAUUCGCUUAACAAAAUCGACCGUCAUUUGACUGUGGACAUGGAUCAAGAUGAUUACAAUGCAUUACUCGUUGAUGUUGAUGUCGAUGAUCACAAUCACGCUCCCUUUGUGAUGUCCCCACCUGAUACUAGUAGUAAUCCAGAUGAUAAUCUAUCCGUUUAUAACUCAACUCCUUCUCCCGUGCUCUCUUCUUCCACUACUUCGGCCAUCCCAAUUCCUGUGUCCUCUGCUUCAAACAAUUAUAACCCUCCUUUAACUACGUCUCCAACGAAUUGUCAUUAUGAAUUCAUUCCAACCUCUGAAGGAUUCAGAUUACAAAAUCCACCAUCAAUAAAGAGGAAUUAUGCGAAUGUUUCUGGAAAACCUAUGAUAUAUAAUGAUCGUUCUUUUGCUGUCCCUGUAUCUCGUUCUCAAAUUUUCAAUUCUACUGGUACUCAAGGAUUUCCUUACAAAAAGGCACCAAAACCGCAUAUCUUAAACUUUCCUCCAUCAUCAAUAUCAAGUAUAACAAUACCAAAUGAUACUCCUGAUGACUCAGACGUGGAAUUACCAGAUUCAUUGUCCUCAUCGGUGACAACUGCAUCUACCAAUACACAAUAUCCAUUAACUUUUAAUCCCGCGUUUGAUCAAUCAACUCUCGAUUAUCCUGGUUCUUUAAUAAGUUCUUCGGCUCCAGCUUUUUCCUAUACAAACUUUUGUGAUAUUGCUACCUCUGAUGCUUUAAAUGAUAAUAAUGCUAUUUCAUACAAUCAAUCAACUGCUAGCACUCCUAUUACUCCUGCUGAUAAUGCAGGAAUUUAUUUUGAUCUCAAUGCUGGAAAUGAUAUUGGUGCUGAUGGAUUUUUCAACAUUUAUUUUAUGCAGGGUAACGGUCCUCAUAUUAAUCCCUCUCAAUUAAUAUCAACGUCUCCUAGUAGUGCCUUUUAUGAUUUUAUUCAAGAUCAAAAUUCUGGUGGAAAGAACAAAAAUUCUAAUUCUUUUGAAUUUGAUGUAUCAGGUAGUAGUCAUAGUGCUAAUAGUCCAUCAAAAAUAAAAAGACAUUCGUUGGAUGACCUUUCAUCUUCAACUAUAGUUGAUACGAACUGUAUAAACAAGAACAAUUCUUUGAUCUCAUCUCCCACAUUAACUAGUGGUGGUGAAGGUUCUGAGUCUGAAACUUCAAAUUCGUUACCAUGUAAAAGACAAAGACCAACUUCUCGAACGUCAUCUAUUCCGACAAAUAGUUCUUCAAAUUCUACUUCUAAUAAUACUAAAUCUCCACCAUCUCCCCCAAUAUCUAAAGAUGGUAAUAAUUGUGGAAAUAAUAGUAAUAAUGGUAAUAGUGGUAAUUCUUCUAAAAAUGCUAUGUCUACCACUUGUACCAACUGUCAUACCCAAACAACUCCUUUAUGGCGGCGUAAUCCUGAAGGUCAACCACUAUGUAAUGCUUGUGGUUUAUUCCUUAAACUUCAUGGUGUCGUAAGACCAUUAAGUCUUAAAACAGAUACUAUUAAAAAACGUAAUCGUAAUGGGGGUGCUGUUGCUGCUGGAAAGAAUCCUGCUAAAGGUGUUAAAGGUCCAGUACAACUCGGUCCUAGUGGUGCGAGCAUGGGAGUUAUAGGCAAACGAAUAUCUUUGUCAAAUUCUAUUACAUCAAGAUCACAAAAUGGUAAUUCUCCUGCACCUACUCCUGUAUUAUCAAAUUCGACUUCUACUUCACAAUUCACCAAUGGAUUCACUGAACGACAUCAAAUGGUUGGUGCAUUACCAAAAAGACAAAGGAGACUUUCGGGUGAUGAACAACAAUUAAAUUCACAAACUCGAUCCAAUGAAGUUCAACAAUCACAAAAUUAUGUUUUAAAACAUUCACCUGGUUCAUUUUCUUCUAAUGGUGAACAAUCAAAAAUACAACAUGUUUUGGAUAACAAUACUGUUUCUUCAUCACCUGGAUACAAUAUACCUUCUAAACGUAAUAUUCAUCGUGCGCAUACCACUGGGCAAAUUAUGCACACUCCCUCAACAUUGUCUCAGUCAAUAUUAUUGUAUCCAUUGAUGCAACCGGCACUACCAAGCGAGAAUGAUAAUAUGAUAUCUUCAAAUGCCAACUAUGCUUUGCGUCCUGGAGUGAUAAGGCACCGAUCCUGUGGAACAAGUGGUUCAAAUAAUGGUAACACGGGUAACCGAGGAUCAAGAUUUUGA